CAACAAUUAGGACAAUAUUUUGGAUUUUUUCUGCGAUUUUUACCAUUCUUCGAAACAUCUUUUUCUUCGAUCGGAGUAUCUUCGGGUACCAAAAUAAUGUGUUUAAAACGUAAGUACUUACUAAUAUUAUGUUAACAGGACAAAAUAUCAUUCGAAAACAAUUAUUUGAAACAGAAAUCAUUAAAAUUGGUUGAAAAAUAACUUGGUAACGAAUGAUUUUUUGUUAUUAGUAAAAUUAAAAAGGGCACAUUUGAGUAAUUUGGAGUUUUAUGGUAUUAUCUACCGUUUUCUACCUUUUAUUAAAAUGCUCUUACCUUUAAAAUGAAUACUAAAGGAUUAUAAAGCUGUUUCAAGCCUUAUGAGAGAGGAUUAGAACGUGAAAAGAUUAUCCAUAUAGCUAAUUUGGACAAUUUGAAGAGUUUCUUUGGAAUUUCGACCAUUUUCUUCUGUUUUCAAGACUACUCUUCCUUCAAAAUGAAUACUGAAAAGGGUAAUGAAGCUAUUUUGACCAUUUUGUUCUGUUUUCAAGACUACUCUGUCCUUAAAAUGAAUACUGAAAAGACUUUCGAGAGAGUAUUAGAAAGCGAAAAGAUUAUCCAUAUAGCUAAUUUGGACAAUUUGAAGAGUUUCUUUGAAAUUUCGAACGUUUGCUUCUGUUUUCAAGACUACUCUGCCUUCAAGAUGAAUGCUGAAAAGGAUUAUAAAGCUGUUUCAAGCCUUAUGAGAGAAGAUUUGAACUCGAUAUGACUAGCAAAACAGUCAAUUUGGAUAAUUUGGAGAGUUUCUUUGGAAUUUUGACCGUUUUCUUCCGUUUUCAAGACUAUUAUGUCUUCAAAAUGAAUACUAAAAAGGAUUAUUCAGCUGUUUCAAGCCUUAUGAGAGAGGAUUCGAACUCGAUAUGACUAGCAAUACAGUCAAUUUGGAUAAUUUGGAGAGUUUCUUUGGAAUUUCGACCGUUUUCUUCCGUUUUCAAGACUAUUAUGUCUUCAAAAUGAAUACUAAAAAGGAUUAUUCAGCUGUUUCAAGCCUUAUGAGAGAGGAUUCGAACUCGAUAUGACUAGCAAUACAGUCAAUUUGGAUAAUUUGGAGAGUUUCUUUGGAAUUUCGACCGUUUUCUUCCGUUUUCAAGACUAUUAUGUCUUCAAAAUGAAUACUUAAAAGGAUUAUAAUGCUGUUUCAAGCCUUAUGAGAGAGGAUUAGAACUCGAUAUGACUAGCAAUACAGUCAAUUUGGAUAAUUUGGAGAGUUUCCUUGAAAUUUUGACAGUUUUCUUUCGUUUUCAAGACUAUUAUGUCUUCAAAAUGAAUACUAAAAAGG
Phyllotreta striolata is the source of this 1317-nucleotide messenger RNA. The record is from the annotation of a GenBank genome assembly. Lineage: Eukaryota; Metazoa; Arthropoda; Insecta; Coleoptera; Chrysomelidae.